Molecule: messenger RNA, 324 nt
Organism: Penicillium concentricum
Lineage: Eukaryota; Fungi; Ascomycota; Eurotiomycetes; Eurotiales; Aspergillaceae
Exons: 2
Coding region: 1-324 (107 amino acids)
Source: RefSeq, a predicted model, not a curated record
AUGCCUCCAACAACCACUCCAACUUUUGUCACCCCCGUCCGUUUCACGGCCACGGCACUUGCUGUCUCUGUCCCCAAUAAGGCUGAGGUGGGCGGUGAUGGCGGCAUUGCCGUUAAUGUCGGUGACAAGAUCAUUGGUCUUAUCAAGUCUGAUUCUGAGGAUGUUAUCGGCCAGCUUUGUGCGGUCAACGCGGGCCAUAAUGAUAUUAUCAGAGUUAUCAAGCGUGGUGGUUACGAGGACUUCGGUUCUGACGUUAUCGGCUUGGUGUUGUUAACGUUGGCGGUGAUGAUACCAUCGGAUUUAUUAAGUGCUAGGAUCUGGUAA